Messenger RNA from Baudoinia panamericana UAMH 10762, 558 nucleotides. RefSeq lists its product as uncharacterized. The transcript has a single exon. The record is from RefSeq and is a predicted model, not a curated record. Bases 154 to 390 code for a protein of 78 amino acids. NCBI's taxonomy places the organism in Eukaryota, Fungi, Ascomycota, Dothideomycetes, Mycosphaerellales, Teratosphaeriaceae.
GUUUGGGCAGGAGUAAGAUGACGUUGGUCUUCUGCAAUAUGGCAUGUGGGCAGAGAGUGGAAGGGAGCUUCUGUUUCGGCGGGCCUUGCGAGGCUCGUUGUAUAACGGUCACUUAGUAUUAGCAGGUCGUGCAACACAGAUCAUUUGAGCAGCAUGCCGAAGAAGGGUGGUAGCGGGGAUAUGAGGCGUUCCUUGGCGUUGAUUGUACGAAGGACGCGAGAGUUGCUAGGGAAAGGAACGCUGGAGAACAGCUUGGCGGCUGUACGCCGGAAGCUUGUAUAUACUGCUCGGUUAACAAUGAGCACCCUUUCUCUGUCCGCGGACUCCCAUACUGUCAUGCGGUCGGAUGAUGCAAAAGUCGUGGAUUACGGCUGUGUUCGUUCUUACUGACUAGUCAACGAGUGGGAAGUGACGGGCUAAAGAGUUCACUCCUUGGCUCUCUUCAUAUGUUCUCAUUGACCAAGAUUGGUUGACGUUCCCUCUCAAUGGUUUGAGGAAGUUCCUGGAGGAUUGCAGCUUCCGAGGCAUAGAUCGUGUAUGUGUAAGGCCUAACUCUCG